GUGGGUGAACUGGGUAUUGACACCCUUUCGAGCCGCAGAAGCCUUCGUCAGGAGUUCUGGGACGAAUUUCAAGCAUCAAAUAUGAAGUUCCUUGUAGCAGCUAUCUGUGUGUUGGCCAUCGGCGUCAACGCCCAGGUUGGGCCUUCAGGAAUCGUCAGCCCUGAUGGUGUCAAUACCCAGUUCACCCACGAAUUUGCUCACGACAUAGCAGUGGUCGGACCCUCUGGAAUUGUGACGAAUUCAGGCGCCAACCGUCAGCUCACCCAUGGAGAGGCCACGCUCCACGUCGGCCUUCCUGUAGCUCCAGCGCCCGUUCCAGUCGCCCACUUUGUCCACCACAGUGGAGGAGUCAUCGGACACUCAGGCAUCGUCAGACCCGAUGGAAACAACGUCCAGUUCUCUCACGGACAGGCUCACAACAUCGUCUUAGUCGGGCCGUCUGGCAUUGUCACCAGGGACGGAUCCAACAUCCAGCUCACUGAUGACCUCCAGUUUGCCCACCGUGCCAAGCGCAGCUCUGGAUUCGUGUCUGCUAACGGAAACAUCGGCCACUCUGGAAUCCUUAGGGCCGAUGGAUCCACUGACCUUUUCAGCCACGACCUGGCCCAUGACAUCCUUCUGAUUGGACCAUCUGGUGUUGUGACCAAGUCUGGUCGUAACCUCCAGCUCACCGACGACCUCAGAGUUGCCAACCCACGAUCCAAGAGGUCCCUCGAAGGAGCUCUCGUAGGACCAUCUGGAAUCAUCACCGCCUCUGGGCAACUGAUCCAGCUUCCAUCUGGCGCCUUCAUUGUUCAUGCAGGUCCAUCCGGCGUUGUUCUUUCUAACGGAAUGAACAUUCAAUUCCAAUCCCCCAUUGGCUGUCCGGAAUUUACCCCCCGCAGGGUGUGGGCAGCGCUUACUAGGAGAAGUCUUAAAAGGACAGGGACCCAACAGUUCGUCCCCAGAAGAAUCUUACACAUAGGAGAGGUCAGAAGCUCCUGCUACCUCACCCUGCAGACAACACCUCGUCCCUUUCUGCUCGCCUUGCCUCCUCUGGGGAAAUCCCAAGUAUUUAUAUACGUCCAUAGUGCACAGAAAUAUCAGCAGAUAAGAAGACUACCCAGCCCAGGAUUUCCAGGAACUGUAGCAGCUAUCUGUGUGUUGGCCAUCGGCGUCAACGCCCAGGUUGGGCCUUCAGGAAUCGUCAGCCCUGAUGGUGUCAAUACCCAGUUCACCCACGAAUUUGCUCACGACAUAGCAGUGGUCGGACCCUCUGGAAUUGUGACGAAUUCAGGCGCCAACCGUCAGCUCACCCAUGGAGAGGCCACGCUCCACGUCGGCCUUCCUGUAGCUCCAGCGCCCGUUCCAGUCGCCCACUUUGUCCACCACAGAGGAGGAGUCAUCGGACACUCAGGCAUCGUCAGACCCGAUGGAAACAACGUCCAGUUCUCUCACGGACAGGCUCACAACAUCGUCUUAGUCGGGCCGUCUGGCAUUGUCACCAGGGACGGAUCCAACAUCCAGCUCACUGAUGACCUCCAGUUUGCCCACCGUGCCAAGCGCAGCUCUGGAUUCGUGUCUGCUAACGGAAACAUCGGCCACUCUGGAAUCCUUAGGGCCGAUGGAUCCACUGACCUUUUCAGCCACGACCUGGCCCAUGACAUCCUUCUGAUUGGACCAUCUGGUGUUGUGACCAAGUCUGGUCGUAACCUCCAGCUCACCGACGACCUCAGAGUUGCCAACCCACGAUCCAAGAGGUCCCUCGAAGGAGCUCUCGUAGGACCAUCUGGAAUCAUCACCGCCUCUGGGCAACUGAUCCAGCUUCCAUCUGGCGCCUUCAUUGUUCAUGCAGGUCCAUCCGGCGUUGUUCUUUCUAACGGAUAUGAACAUUCAAUUCCAAUGAACAGGUACUUCGUUCAUCUCUUAAACAAGUACUUGCUUAUAAUCUAGACGUGACUCUGUUCUGUUUGUUCUGCUGUUAUGUUAUUCCUCGGUGAUCGACUGGGAAGAUUUAUAUUUUAUAGUUCAGAAAC
Molecule: messenger RNA, 2015 nt
Organism: Macrobrachium nipponense
Lineage: Eukaryota; Metazoa; Arthropoda; Malacostraca; Decapoda; Palaemonidae
Exons: 5
Coding region: 82-1932 (616 amino acids)
Molecular function (GO): structural constituent of cuticle
Source: RefSeq, a predicted model, not a curated record